This is a messenger RNA of Pelodiscus sinensis (Chinese soft-shelled turtle), 2880 nucleotides long. Lineage: Eukaryota; Metazoa; Chordata; Testudines; Trionychidae. The record is from RefSeq and is a predicted model, not a curated record.
CUUUGAGAGGAGGAGGCAGAAAAAGAGGUGGAGGUUUAUGAGGUGCAGUUGAAAAGAAUGGUUUAAAGACAGUCUGAAAUGUCAAUAGUUCCAGAGCAGCCAGACUUAAUCUUGGAAUCUAUCUGGCUUACCCUAAUCAUUGUAUGAUACUGGAUCUCUUGCAUCACAAUGGGGAAUGAAAACAGCAGCAGCAGAGAAAAUCAGUCAGAAGUUGCUGGCACAAAUAAAGUCAUCCUAAUACCACCCAAUGAAGGAACACAGCAGAAUGUUUCCUCAGCCCCGGCUCCAGAACCAGGCCAACCUCCUGGUAAUGGGCAAGAUAUAAAAAAGAAAAAGCAGCAAAAGAAGAGUGGAGAAGGAUCUGGUGGUCAAGACGUCUUGAAUCUUUUAUCUACAACUACUGCUUCACCCGAUAAUGUCUUAAUUACAAAGGCUACCAGUUCUGGCAGAGAGAGCUGGUCAUUAGUGUCUGAUUUCAAGGAAGGGGAACCCCAGCAAGGAGUUGGGCCCAGUAAUCUUCUUUUUGCUGGUCUGGAUAUUAGUGAAGAUGCAAGUUCUCAGAUCCCAGAUAUAAGCAGCAUCAGUAAUGAAGGCAUCGAUAGCCACACUGCUGAAGGUUUAUCUGAUCCAAAUUCAUGUGCAGUGUCUGCAGACGUGACAGCACCACGUAAUACUCGGCAAGAACAUGGAAGACAAACUGGGUCUGACUUAUUAAUACAGGCUGCAGAAGCAAAGGAGAGAAGCCUACCUAUCUCAAUGCCUUUAGCAGAAUGUGCCAAAGAAUAUGUCACAGCCAGUCUCACGGACAGCAGGGAUGAUUUACCAACCCCAAACCCUCGCACCGUGACUGACAAAGAAAUAGGAACAGCAGAUGCUAUAUCUGUGGAUGCUGGCCCAGAAAGAGACAGUAUUACUGCCUUUUCUAUCAAAAGGAGUGAGAAUGAUCCAGAAAAUACAAGCUUAGAAGCCAACCCUUCUGCAGAAGCUACUCUGACACAAGGCGUUACACAAACAGAUUCAUGUGACUUAGAACCAUUAUGGCAAAGUGAACAGCUGGAUGGCAAGGGGGACUCGCAUGUUGCCUCAUUGCCCCAGGGUAAAGAAGCAGGAGAUUAUUUUACCCCUCUAGAGGCCACGCAGGGGCCAGGAUUUUUGGAAGUGGAUCAUAAGGAGCAGACUGUUGUACAGCGAGGUGGACAGAAAACAGAUGGCACAGAGUGUCUGUUAAUGAAAAAGGAAACUUUAAUCCUAAAUUAUCCCACAACAGGAGGCUCAGACAGUGAAAAACAUGGAGCAGUUGUGAAUAGUCAGUGUUUGGUGGAUAACCUCGUGUUCAGUGAUGACACCAGUUUAUGCAGAAGAGAUGUGCCCGCAACUAAAGUGAACAAUCCAAGCCUGGAUCUCUCUGAAAAUAAUGGAAAGCAAUCAGCAGCUUGCACUUUAAAACCAAGUUUGGCUUUUAACCCUUCCGAUCUGUUCUUGGUACCAAAGGCCGAUGAGCCUUCAGGGGAAUCUGAGUCUGCAAAUGAACAUCAUGAUUCAGUUAGACGUAAAGCACAAACUCCAACUUCUGAAGCAUCAGAUCCUGGUUUUGAAAGAGAGCCUCAGAAGGUGAAUUUGUUUGCUAGCACUGGACCUUUCAGUGUACCUCUGUGGCUUGAGGGAAAGCAGAAAACAGAUCUCACAACCGAAAACACAAAAGAUCAAGACAGCAUUAAUGAAUCAAUAAUAGUGUCUCAUAUAGUGUCUGUAGAAAACACCCUUCUUUCUGAUGUACAAAAUGCUAUGAAUUCUACCAAGGAAGAUUCUAUCGUACAUGAAAGAUUGGCAUUGGAAAAAUGUGUGUUAGAUUUAACUUGUGGGAGUAAACCCACAGAGCUGAAUAUAAAAGAAAAUGACAGCAAAGUGCCUGCAGAAAAACCUGAAGAUUCUCCGGGAAAGGACAGAAAAGAGAAAGCACAAGAUAUAGCAACCAGUGCAUCACCUGAAGGGUUAAAUGAGGCAGAAGGGAUGCUAUUUAACUUGGAUCAUAGCAACAAGCACGACAGGAAGGAUGCCCACUGGGGGGAUGGUUUCAGAGAAAUUAGUUUUUCAGACAAGACUUUAAAAAGUGAUACAAGUGAAAAAUCUGUGGAAGAGCAUUUGAAUUCAGAACAUAAUUUGAAACCAGCGGAAGUUAAUUCACUCUAUUUCCAGUGUGAAUCUGAACAACAAGUGAGCAAAGGGAAAACAAUUGCCGCUCAGGACUUGUCCCCAGAGUGCAGCUUUCCUCUUGUAGAAAUUCCACAGUUAGCCAGAGAAGAAGGCCCUUUGAGUUUUGAUCAUUUUAAUACUGACAGUGAAGACAAAACUUUAGCCAUGCUAGGCUAUAAAGUGACUGAAAAGGUUUCUUCAGUUAAUGCACAUGGUUCACCACUUCUGCAGUCUCCAAACAGUGAUAUUAUGCAGACUAAGCAAGAUGAAUCCUGGGUACACUCUUUUGCUAGAAAAGCUACAUUGGAGUCAGAGUGCAAAACUAAGCAUCAAGAAUUGUUUCAGAGAAAUGAAGGGUCUGAAGAAAAUAUACAAACUCUCAAAUCAGAACGUGAAGAUCAGGGCUUAAGUGAAUGGGUAGGAACUACUGACUGUGGUGUACUACAUAGAGCAAACAUUCAGGAGGCCUCACAUAUUUGUGAAAGCAAAGAACAGAACAGAGAAAUCAUGGAAGUGCCUAAUAGCAAUCCAGAGUGUGUACCUGUAACUGUGGUUGUUGAACAAAACAGUGCGGUAGACGUUACAGAAAAUAAUGGAAUUAAGCAGGAGGCAUGCAGAGCUGAAGUGAAAAGCUAUGUCAACGAUAAAGAUUUGGCACUGAAAACGGAAUGCACAUGCGAAAAGUGA